Messenger RNA from Oncorhynchus tshawytscha (Chinook salmon), 1055 nucleotides. Its product is annotated as solute carrier family 25 member 39-like. NCBI's taxonomy places the organism in Eukaryota, Metazoa, Chordata, Actinopteri, Salmoniformes, Salmonidae. The transcript has 3 exons. Gene Ontology annotation, biological process: mitochondrial transmembrane transport. Bases 18 to 287 code for a protein of 89 amino acids. The record is from RefSeq and is a predicted model, not a curated record.
CCCAGGUGGCUGCCAUCAUGACUCUACCUUUUGACGUGGUGAAGACACGAAGACAGAUCCAACUGGGAGAGAUGGAGACACUGGGAGUCCCUGUGAAGAAUCACACAUCCACAUGGCAUAUCAUGAGGGGAAUUUGGGCUGAAUCGGGAUACAGGGGGCUCUUUGCAGGUUUCCUACCCAGGGUGAUCAAAGUUGUCCCAGCCUGUGCUGUCAUGAUCAGCACCUAUGAGUUUGGGAAAAUCUUCUUCCAGAAGAUAAACCUUGACCGGGAGCAACAGGCCUGCUGAGGGGCUGUGUGUGGAGAAGCAGGGUUGGCUACCUUCUUCUGGGGCAGAAUGGGAAGAGACUAUUAGCAGCAGCCAAUGCACAGGCUUUUUGUCUGUUUUCUAGCCCUUUCUAUUGGCCCACAGGGAGGCUACUCCUACAACUGUGAAUACUGUCAUAAGUGUAUCCAUGAAUGUGUCCAUUAGUUAAAUUCAGAACUGUGGGGGAACGGCCCUGUGACCUGGCUUAUUCAGACUUUAGCAUGCUUUCCUUGCACGCUAAAAGGUGUUCAUAUUUGCUAGUACAGCCCCCUGCUGUUCAUACCUGGGAGAACACUUCUAACAACAACCCUAAAAAAACUGCAUGCAAAGUAAUCCAUUCAAUCAAGACCUUCCCUUCAACUAGUAGCCCAGACCAAAUGCAUGGCUGAGCUGAGAUGAGUGGAUAUUCUUAAUGUAGCAUUCUCUCAUAUUGAUUUGUCAUCUGACCAAUGGUAGCCUACUAUUCAAUGUCCAUUUUUGUGAUGGGAACAAAUACCAGGUGGGUUACCAUGGCUCAUUCCCCUAGGAUGAGAACUGGGUUUUAUGAGUUAAUUUGGUACAUGUUAUUCAAUCAACUGAAAUACUUCAGACAAAACAGCUGGCAAAUUGACUGUGCUAUCUAAAAGGGGUUGACAUACUUUUUAUUUAUAUUUUUACAUGAUUGAAUGUGUGCAGGUUUUCUGUUGAUCCAUUUCAGACCUGGGCUGAGUCAAUAUAGUUUUUUGAAGAACGUUCAUUAGAUUUUUUUUU